AUCCUCUCGCGAUUCGAACAUGCAUCGACGAGCGCGAGCGCUUAUCGAGUGCGUUUCCCAUAGAGACUCGUGAAGCAGAAGCGGCAGUCGACAAGGCUUAUUCUGUCUCGCCAUCACAUCAUUUGUCGACCAUAUUAUGGUGCACGUGAGGCGCACACGUUGGCAAUCGCACGUUAAGAGACUGUGCCUCGGAAUGCGUCGCGACCAUUUCGUGUCACCCGGCGACCCUUGUUCUGUACGACAUCUGCCGAAAUGUUUCGCUCCGGCAAAGGGGAUGCCACCGAUGAUCCCUGGACAGCGACAAGCCCCCCUCCGACUCACAACUGCAUACACACUCGCGUGUUUAUUCGUGGAUCACAUCGUCACAUCCGAGAAGUGUGAUGACUGUCGGACAGGCCCGGGAAGGCUUUUGCUAGACUAGCGCGACCGGUCAUUUCCUUGCUGUGUGCAACCUGCAUGUGCG
Dissoconium aciculare CBS 342.82 is the source of this 463-nucleotide messenger RNA. RefSeq lists its product as uncharacterized. NCBI's taxonomy places the organism in Eukaryota, Fungi, Ascomycota, Dothideomycetes, Mycosphaerellales, Dissoconiaceae. The record is from RefSeq and is a predicted model, not a curated record. The coding region runs from base 137 to 421 and encodes 94 amino acids. The transcript has a single exon.